This is a messenger RNA of Monomorium pharaonis (pharaoh ant), 3476 nucleotides long. Its product is annotated as nuclear receptor coactivator 5-like. The coding region runs from base 612 to 959 and encodes 115 amino acids. The record is from RefSeq and is a predicted model, not a curated record. The transcript is spliced from 3 exons. Lineage: Eukaryota; Metazoa; Arthropoda; Insecta; Hymenoptera; Formicidae.
UCCCGUUCGAGUUCCGAAUCGUAAACGUCGAGGUGACAUCCGCGCGCGCGAAAGUGACAGCUCCACGAGUGGUGUGCUCCAAGUCUCCCCGGAGAAGAACGCGUCGAGGGAAACGUUACGUUCACCAAAGAGAGUCCCUUUGCAGAUAGUAAUUUUGUCAACUCUACCGACACAUCUCUUUCCCGAGAUCAGCUGGCAAGACAAGGCAUCAAAGGCAUUUUACGUGAUAUUUACAGUAUUAAAAGUGGGGAUACGCAUAAUUUACAAAACGCGAAUCACAAGCGGAUUAAGAACAAGGAAAAGCCGAAAACGAGUGGUGGAUACGGAAGAGUUAGGUCGUGAGAGCUCCGGGAGGGAUAGCCUUUGAUUGUGAUGUGGUGGAGCCCCCCGGAGGGCCGCGGGGGCAGGAGGUCAGAGGCAGAUCGGUCGUGAGGGCAACAAGCACGGCUCGGCUGUCCCGUGGCGAAAUCGCCGGUAGGGCGGAGGAGGAGGUAGGAUGGUGUGACCUCCGGCGUCAUCCCGCCCGACGCGGAGGUGGUGCUGGGGGUGGCGGAGGUGGCGGUGGAGUCGAGCAGCUGCUGCCCGACUCAGAGGAAGAGGAGCCGACGGCGAUGUCGAGGCAGCUUCGAAGCGAACGAGACCACGUGAGCCGUGACUACCAAGAGGGAUACCACAGUGAUUUUCGGGACUUGCGCGACCUUAGGGAUUUCAGGGACUUCCGAGAUACGUCCCUCGACGAAAGGGACAGUCAGGGACUCAGAGAGGGACCCGUCUCUGGCAGGACAUAUCGGGACGACUACGCGGAAGAAUACGAUCAUCGUCCUACCGCUGCAUCCACCUCAGCGAACCUUGAGCGAACCAACAACCCGGUAGAUUUUUGGAUAUACUCAUGGUGGAAGAAUUCUUCCACCAUGGAUAUACUAGUCUUUUCUUCAGUCGGCUCUUUUAUUGAUUCUUGACAUUUAUUCUUGAACACUACAAGGAUGCAAAGGUUCAGUGACACCGUAAAAAAAAAAGAAGAAGAAUGGAUUAGAAACAGAGAAGAGACAAGUUUCUGGAAUAUUCUUUUUUCAAGGUAUAUAUUCUACCUUCUUGUUGUCAAUUGAAGUUGCGGUAAAGGGCUUAAAACGCAUUAAAACACGUUUACACAUAAGAAUAUACAAAAAAGGAGAUUUGAAAAAUUAUCCAAUUAUAUAAAAAAAGAAGCAAAAAAUUUUUUAGAACCCACAAUAGAAUAUGUAAAAAAUAUUGGUAUGUUUAUUUAACUACUAUAUUCAUAUUAUUUUAGUAUAUAUUUAUAUAGAAAGAAUUAACCAUUUUGUCUCAGUCAGCUGAGCAGAAAUAAAUAAAUGAUAAACAAUAUGUUUCUGUUUACCAAUAUUUAUCCAAACAGCAUCGCGUACAACAUUUUAGCAUUAAGAUUAAGCAUAUGUCACAAUAAAAUAAAGCAGAAUUUUGAUUAAAUAAUUAAACAUUAACAAAUAAUUUAUUUUACUGUAAUGCUUUAUACCAUAAAUAUUUAUUACAAAAGAAAAAAGAACUUUAAAACAAUACAACAAUUUUCUUGAAUUUUUAUGAGAGAUUUAAAAUUUAAGGGAAAGUAAUUUCUUUGCAAUAUACUUUAACUGAGGGAUGUUCUAGAAGAAAGUUCUUAGGACGUCCGAACAUUCUCAGGGCAUCUUUCGAAGGUCUACGCUGUAGGGAAUAAAAAGAAUAGUGUUGAUUAUAGACGAUUUAGCUCGUAGCGACUUCAACCAAAAAUCAGUGUUUAAAAAAAUGAUGGUCAUUAAAAUAUAUUAUUAUAAUACCAUAAAAACUAAUCUAUCCAAUAAAAAAGAAAGAAAGAAAUCAAUAUUCAUUAUCUGUUCAUAGAAUGUUAAGGUGUAAAACUUUAUCUUAAAUAGUGCUACAAAUUGAUUUUCCGAAAUAAGAACAAACAUAUGUUAUUAUUGGUCAGAUUAGUUUAAGUAAAAUGCAGUUUAUGCAUACAAAAAUAUUUAUGGUAUAAAAUUCAAGUUGAUAAAAAUUUUGACGCAAACUUGAUUAAUGUAACUUUAGCUUAAAAUUUUAAUCAAGGUUUAAUUCGGUAAAAUAUAUAAUACGCAAAUUUAAUACAAUGAAUGUUAAACAAACUUUAGGAAUUUUAAAUCUUAAUAUUUGAAUAACUAUUAUUCAGAGUAAAGAAGUUGCAAAGAUUCUAUUACUUAAUUUUUCGAAAUCUAUUAUAAUGUUUAAACCUGCAUAUUUUGAGACAGGCAAAUAGUGUUGAUGUGUGAGUGCAUGUGGAAGAUGACGUGUACACAGAUCCUAUGGGAUUAUGAGUUGGUGCUUUUAUUGUUUUUCUGUGAGAAAGAGAGAAAGAGAGAGAGAGAACGAACUGACUAAAUGAAGAAGGGAUCGACGGUGGGGUUUGUAUCUUCGAAGAAUCUACGCGCAUUUUCACUUAGGCAGGCUACACGAUCCGACCGGCGUUGAUGCACCCCACGUGGUUAGAUCAUUAGUACCGACUAUUCGACAGUCUGCAAGUACCUGCCCCUGCCCUUCAAACUUGUUGCUUUUAUCUUUAGUUUUUUUCCGUUAUUUUCUUUUCUUCUAUGAUGAUGGUAACUUCGCCUCAAGAAUCUCAUUUAACCAUUUGAAUUCUGGUCUUAAAAGAAUAUUAUACAAAUUGGAAUUUUUGUUUUUAUAAAUGUAAUUUACUUUUUAAUAUAAAGAAUUUCUAAAUUAAUAAUAAAUUGAAAUCCAAAUUAGAAUUUAAAAUAUUAAUUAAUUGCACUGUUUAAACUAUGUUUAAGACUGUUGCUCCUGAAUUGUAAUAUAUAUUAUAUAUAGUUUAUACAAACAUUUAUUAUAAAAAUUAAUGAAUUAUUUAAUUUUUUAAAUCAAAGAUAUCGUACAUACGUAAUUAAUUUAAUUUAAUUUAUAUCUUAUAAAAUUUAUUUUAAUAUACUAUCGAUGACAACAUUAAAAGUAACUAAGUAGAAAUUAAUUACAUUUCAAGAUUGAUAACGAUCACGCUGUGCUACAAAAUGUUUAUCUCGUUGAGAUACUGUUAUGUACAAGGGAAUAACGGAUAUAUGUUUUGCGGUUAUCUUUAUUCAUGAUUUUUUUGACAUUAUUAAACGUAUAUAUUAUAUGAUCGCUCUGAUGUGCUAAGUUGACCUACGGCAAGUAAUUGUCAAAUCUUUAAUUAACUAUCCGGUCUCCGACAUUGCUGUUCUCUUGUCGUCCGACAAAAAUUUAUCUAAGGUUGAGCAGAUUGGCGAAUGAUACGCUCACAUCAUAGAACCUGUCCGCCUCCGGUUUCUUCAGAUUCCAUAACGUAUAAAAAAUCAGUGAGUCUGAAUGAAGUAAAAAUGGCAAAAUUUAUCCGUGAAAUAACGGUAAAAUAACUAAAAAAGCAUUUAUAAAUUGCGGACAAAACUUAUAGCUGAACUAAUGUGUUAUUAAUUAACUUGCAUUUGUGAUGGAAAAAA